Molecule: messenger RNA, 723 nt
Organism: Danaus plexippus (monarch butterfly)
Lineage: Eukaryota; Metazoa; Arthropoda; Insecta; Lepidoptera; Nymphalidae
Exons: 2
Coding region: 211-723 (170 amino acids)
Source: RefSeq, a predicted model, not a curated record
GUUUCAUUGCAUCCACCGACCGUCGAAAUCAUAAUUGGCGCAGUCGGUAGGAUACUCGCGGAUAGUUCGUGAUAAUAUCCAACUUCGAUACCGUGUUCGCGAGCUACCCGGGUGGCUAAGCACCGUUUUCGAGUAUCCGAAACCUAUUCGGUUCGAACGGUUCGGGGGAGAUCUGAAAAUCGAUUCCGCAAUUGAUACCAAAAUUCAGAUAUGCUGAAACUCCUGGUACUUCAUCUCUUCCUCAUACCAGCCCUAACGCAAGAGAUAAAACUUGAGAGUUUGGGAAAUGGACCCGGAAUUUUACCAUUCAAACUAGGUUUAGCUAAGAUUAUAUCUCACUAUCAUUCUUUCAUACAACACAUAGACCUUCAUGAGAUACGCAGUACAAUCGAAUCUGUGAAAAACCAGCUAGAUAGUUUUAGCCCUCAAUUACAUAAUAGAACCAACUCAUUAUAUCAACCUCACAUGAAUUACUUGGAAAAUAAGCUUUAUAAUGUUUUAAACCAAUUAAAGUCUUUUGAGACAGAUCGUGCAAAGAGAGGCCUCAUAGAUGGACUCGGGUCAGUGAUCAAAAGUAUAACGGGAAAUCUCGAUUAUACGGACGCUCAGCAUUAUGAUGAAGCUAUAAAAUCCCUUCAGGCCAGUGAAAACAAAUUAGUCACUGAAUUCAAUAGUCAUGUCAGUCUCUCUAAAGAAUGGUCCUCACAGUAUUCAAAAUUAUAA